Messenger RNA from Panonychus citri (citrus red mite), 3115 nucleotides. It is a transcript of the gene Ih, whose product is annotated as potassium/sodium hyperpolarization-activated cyclic nucleotide-gated channel 2-like. Gene Ontology annotation, cellular component: membrane. Bases 596 to 3007 code for a protein of 803 amino acids. Lineage: Eukaryota; Metazoa; Arthropoda; Arachnida; Trombidiformes; Tetranychidae. Gene Ontology annotation, molecular function: voltage-gated potassium channel activity. The transcript is spliced from 10 exons. Gene Ontology annotation, biological process: transmembrane transport; potassium ion transport. The record is from RefSeq and is a predicted model, not a curated record.
GAUUCCAAGUUUUUCAUUCGUAAGUUCAGUUCGAUUGAGAAAAGGAACCUCUCGAUUCUGAACAGUACAGAAAAAAAGAGUUCCUAUUCUCAUGGUUAGAACUUUUUUCUUCUUAUUUUCUAACGAUUACCUUUUGUUUUUGUUUUCCAAUGGAAGAGAAUAAAAAACAAAUUCUAUUUCUCUGUCUACCUGUUUUCUUUUUCACCAACAACCUUGUAAUUUAAUUGUUAUCACCUUAAUCAAUUGUUAACUAUUAACGUCUUUCAUCAAUUAACCAACAAUCUACCAGAAACAAUACACAUAAAACUUUCAUCAACUUUUAAUUACAAUCAUUUUUUUUUCUUCCUCAAUAUUAACUUUACCUGGAAAUUGAAUUUAUCUUCAUAAGCUCUUGACACUAUCAAGGAGUGAAAAGGAGACACAAACACAAUUAACUGAUUGUUAAUUUGGUUCCUCAUUUUUGGUUUGACUGAUUAAACGAAUGGAUUUUGUGACUAAUUUGAUUUAAGAAUUGGUGAGAAAACGAGUUGGGAAAAAUUGUUUUGGAAACUUUUGUUCGAAGUGAAUAAAACUUUCGCUAUCGAAACCUUGUUCUAUGCUUGGUUCUGGACGGAAGGCUCGACGAUUCUCGAGUCUACGAUUUACUAACGGAAAGGUAACCAAUCGUUCAGUGUCACUUAAUGAAGACUAUCUUAAUGAUAACAAUGCUUUCAUUGUUAUUGAUGGUUCAUCAAUUACUUUAAGUGAUGAAGGACAACAACAUCAAUCCCAUCAUCUUAAUCAACAACACGAAUAUCAUCAAUUAAAUCAGCGACAUCAAUCCCACCAUCAUCAUCAUAACAAUAAUCAAGUGUUUCAAUCAUCAAGUGUAAAAGAAAUGAAUUAUAUUAAAAGUGAACCCAAUUCGCACCCUGGAUCCCCACCGGUCAUCACGGUUCGGGAAAGUUCAUCGGCAACGGUCAAUGAGAAAGAUGAUAUCAGUCUUUAUGGUACACCGAAGGAGGAAAUGGCCCCAGGGUUUGCUGAGGCCAAAGCCUCGUUCAUGCGACAUCAGAUCGAAGCGCUUUUCCAACCCUCCGAUAAUAAAUUAGCGAUGAAACUUUUUGGUUCUAAAAAAGCUCUAAUGAAGGAGCGACUUCGGCAAAAAGAGUCCGGUCAUUGGAUAAUUCACCCUUGCAGUAAUUUCAGGUUCUAUUGGGAUCUUUGUAUGUUACUCUUAUUAGUCGCUAAUCUAAUUGUCCUUCCAGUUGCAAUAUCUUUUUUUAAUGAUGAUUUAUCAACCCGUUGGAUAGCAUUUAAUUGUCUAUCAGAUACAAUCUUUAUCCUGGACAUUGUUGUUAAUUUUAGAACAGGCAUCAUGAAUCCCGAUUUACCUGAACAAGUGAUAUUAGAUCCAAAGCAAAUUGCUCGACAAUAUAUUCGAAGUUGGUUUUUUCUCGAUCUGAUUAGUUCGAUACCUUUAGAUUAUAUCUUCCUUAUAUUUAAUCAAGAAUAUAGUUUUCACCUUCUCCAAGCGGGAAGGGCACUUAGAAUCUUUCGUUUCGCCAAAAUGUUAAGCUUAUUAAGGUUACUGCGACUGUCGAGAUUGGUUCGAUACGUUAGCCAGUGGGAGGAAGUAUAUAUGCAAAGUUUGGCCUCAAUGAGGGUCACCAGUGGUAUUUUCGCUUAUAUUAAUCGCCUAUGUGGUGAUUCCGACAUUCACAAGUUCCUCAACAUGGCAAGUGUCUUUAUGAAGAUAUUCAAUCUCAUUUGUAUGAUGUUAUUGAUUGGCCAUUGGAGUGGUUGUCUUCAAUUUCUGGUCCCAAUGCUUCAAGGUUUCCCAUCUAAUUCAUGGGUGGCAAUCAAUGAAUUAAAGGAUGUUUGGUGGAUGGAACAAUAUUCAUGGUCACUUUUCAAAGCGAUGUCUCAUAUGCUAUGUAUUGGUUAUGGUCGUUUUCCACCGCAAAGUUUAACCGAUAUGUGGUUAACACUGUUAAGUAUGAUUAGUGGUGCUACUUGUUAUGCUCUGUUCCUUGGACACACAACCAAUUUAAUACAAUCAUUAGAUUCUUCGAGGCGACAAUAUCGUGAAAAGUUAAAACAAGUUGAAGAGUAUAUGGCCUAUCGGAAACUUCCGCGUGACCUGAGAGCACGAAUCUGUGACUAUUUUGAGCAUCGGUAUCAGGGUAAAUUUUUCGAUGAAGAUGCAAUCUUAGAUGAACUUUCAGAGAAACUGAGAGAGGAUGUAAUUAAUUAUAACUGCCGGUCAUUAGUGGCCUCUGUACCAUUUUUUGCCAAAGCUGAUAUUGAUUUUGUGAACGCUGUUGUUACCAAAUUGAAAUAUGAAGUCUUCCAGCCUGGAGAUAUAAUAAUUAAAGAGGGAACCAUUGGGAAUAAAAUGUAUUUCAUUCAGGAAGGAAUCGUUGAUAUUGUCAUGUUCAACGGUGAAGUUGCUACCAGUCUAUCUGAUGGUUCAUAUUUUGGCGAGAUCUGUUUGUUAACCAAUGCCCGACGAACGGCUUCAGUUAGAGCGGAAACUUAUUGCAAUCUAUUUUCAUUAUCGGUUGAACAUUUUAACGCGGUUCUUGACCAAUAUCCCGUUAUGAGACGAACAAUGGAAUCAAUUGCUGCCGAAAGAUUGAACAAAAUUGGUAAAAAUCCUUCAUUGGUCAGUCAACGGGAAGAUUUACAAACUGACCUAAAAGCGGUCAACGAAUUGAUCACCUUAUCAACAAUGUCAGCUCAAAGUCUUGAUGAAGACUCAGAUUCGGAUAAAAAUUUAAUGUUAACAAUUAAAAAAGCCUUACCUAGACCCAAAUCUGAAACAUGUUUCAAAUUAGGACCAGUUUAUAAUAACAAUACCACUGAUCCAUCAAACAACAACACCAACACACCAGCAACAACUUCAACACAAGAAAAUAAUAAUACUUACAACACAAGCAAUACUUAUGAUGGUAAUAAUAGUAACAAUCGAUCACCACCUCAUGAUCGACCACGAACUCAUUCAACAUUUGGUUUAAAACCAUAGAAAAUCAAGAGAAACAAAAAUACAACAAUUAACAAAUCACUAAACGCUAAUACAUAUAAUCAACUUUUCUUAAUUAAAACGAUAAUAAAAACAAACUUAAACAUUAAA